Molecule: messenger RNA, 741 nt
Organism: Linum tenue
Lineage: Eukaryota; Viridiplantae; Streptophyta; Magnoliopsida; Malpighiales; Linaceae
Source: the annotation of a GenBank genome assembly
GUGCUUCAGGCUUACAUAUAUAUAAAUAAAUAAAUGCCGAUAGCUAGGGUUUCAGAAGAGAAUAGAGAGUGCUCUGAACUUAGUUUUUGCCAGUAGGAAAAUGGCUCCAGCGGCGAAGAGUGGUUUAGCCGUCGGUUUGAACAAAGGGCAUAUCGUCACGAAGCGCGAUUUGCCGGCUCGUCCGUCCGACAGAAAGGGGAAAACGAGCAAGAGGGUGCAUUUGGUCAGGAACCUGAUCAGGGAAGUUGCUGGAUUCGCACCGUACGAGAAGAGAAUCACGGAGCUUUUGAAGGUCGGGAAAGACAAGAGGGCGCUGAAGCUGGCGAAGAGAAAGCUCGGAACCCACAAGAGGGCCAAGAAGAAGAGAGAGGAGAUGUCCACCGCACUCCGCAAGAUGAGGGUCUGGAGGUGCAGGCGAAAAGAAGAAGUGAGAGAGGGUUUUGAACAUCAUCAUCUUUCCUAGUUUAUUUCGGUGCUAAACAAGAUUGACAAAUGAAAGAUUAUUGUUUUAUGAAUAGUAGACAGAUUGAAGAGUUGGCACUACAUGAUUGGAUCUUGCUCACGAUUGUUUAAGCGUAGGAAAGAUCCAGAUUGGAUGCGGCAUCUCACUAUCCGGAGCUUUGCUAAGAACAUGGUGGGUGCGGAAUUUCUUACCCUUGAAUCUCUUAUUCUUGAUGUUGAACUUGCCGAUAUCAUCCUGGUCGUAGUUAUGGGCAACAUCCUCGUGGUCUUCGGUAUAGU